UUUCGUCUGGGGAUAUAAUAAAGAUUUUUGUAACGCUGGGUUAUAUGUGCUGCUGAUUGAGAGAACUUUUAUCCUACUAUACAUCAAUGAAUUUAAGCAAUAUUAGAAAUGACUUAUCAAGCUCAGUUAUUUCAAUGUUGCAGAGAAGGAGAUCUACAAAAGGCACAGUUUCUGCAUGAGGAGAAAGAUGUGGAUCUAAACUUAAGAGACAUCUGGGACAGUUCCCCACUUUACUACGCUUGUUUAUGUGGGCAUUUUGAACUAGUGGAGUACCUGCUACAAAAUGGAGCUAAAUGUGUUGAGAACAGCUUUGAUGGAGAGAGAUGCUUGUAUGGUGCACUUACCAAUGACAUUAAAAACCUCAUCAAAAAUUGGAAACAAGUUCAUACAAGGGGACUUAGAAGGGAGAGGCAUUAUGAUAUGAUGCGAUCAUUGCUGGACAAAGGGAGCUUUUAUGAUGUCAUAAUGAAUGUGCAUGGUCGUCAGUUUAAAGUACAUCGCUACAUAUUAUCAGCGAGGUCUGAAUAUUUUGCCGACGCCUUUAGUAAUAAAUGGAAGAAUGUUGAUGAAGUUAAUAUCAGUCACCAUGCGGUAACAGCAGAUGCAUUUGCUUGCCUUUUGCAAUACCUAUACACAGGUAGAAUGGACAUACAAUGUGAUAUGGUUGGUCAAGUAAAAAGACUCGCUAAAAAUUGCCGUCUGGAUUUAUUACAUCAAGAAAUAAUUAAAGUUGAAUUAAGGGUAGAUGAAUUGGUUCGAUUGAAACCACAAAUGAAGAAAAGAGUUAAAGUGUUCAGCAUUGAAGGGGAAGUAUGCAUGUCAGUGUUUCGAGACGAUUUACGUAAGCUUGUCGACCAUGUUAUUCCCCCUUCUCUACAUGACUGGGUAGAAGAUGGGAUUCUUCCUUUUACGAAAAUGUGGCGGGAAACGCUGCUGUUUCCUGAUGUUUGCUUCAAUAUAGACAACCAUCUGUUCUUGGGCCAUAAAGCCAUAUUCUGUGCAUGUAGUGAUUACUUCACUGCUUUAUUUGAAGAUCAUUUCCUGGAAAAUAGUUUCCAUUCUGGCACACGAGUCUUACCAAUGAUCACCCUCACCCAUAUAAGUCCACAGAUAUUUAAAAACGUUGUGGUAUCCAUGUAUUCAGAUGAGGUUGAGUUUACAAGCAUGGAUACAGCAUAUGAGACAAUGUGUACGUCACAUAUGUUGUUGUUUCAUGGACUUACAAGGCGUUGUGGGCAAAUACUUGGCCAGCAUUUGGACGAGAGUAAUCUGUUCCCUUUGUUGGAAGUGGCGAGAAAUUUUGACCUUCCAAAACUCGAGGAUAUGUGUGCCAUGUACAUGGCAAAGACCUUGGACAAAAUGGUAGACAAUGAAGAAUUCGCCGAGCUCGUCGAAAAUGAUGCUGCUAAGAUCAAAGAUCGGGAAGAAACCGACUCUAUUCCUAUAGUAGAUGACAUCAGGUAUCAUCUCACUAGUUCAGUACAGAACUACAGUCAGAUGGAAGAAGCAAAUUUUAAGCUUUCGGCAUUAAAUGCUUUGCUGUCAAGACUGGGAAUUGAUUGUUAAACUCUUAUAUUUUACUACUGAUUAUUAUUAUGCAGAAAAUUUAUUAUUUUUUACCGUAUUCCUUUUUAGUGCUGUGUACCAUUUUUGGUUAAACAAUAAGCAUGCAAACAAAUUUAUACGGAUUGCCAUUUUACUGCCUCACAUAAGUGGUGUAUUCUCAUUUAUCGUGGUUUUAUUUUAUAAGUUUCAGUUUGUGCUUGACCAUCAGUAAGGUUUUUCGUUUUUAACAUUUAGUCAUUUAUCGUUUGAUGUUUCAUACAAUCACCCAUAAAGAUAUAUUGUGGUAACUCCUAAGCUGGCAUGAGGUGUAUGAAACAGAACACCAGGGCUAUAAAAACUCAUUUUCCGGCCACAAGAGGUAAAUCAAGUUACGUUACAUUUUUCUUAAAGCCAGGAUAAUUCAUAUCAUUUUGUGUUUUAUCUUAUAUAUGUUCCUUACACUAUUUUAUCCUAAGUUCCCUACAAUUCAGUUUUCAUUAUACUAAAAUUAGUAGAAUGUAGACUUCAAAGUAUAUUCCUAAAUAUAGGUAUUAACAGAACCACUAACAUAGUCUUUUGAUGCGUUUCGUUUAAUAAAAACUUUGCACCAACUGG
Molecule: messenger RNA, 2160 nt
Organism: Ciona intestinalis (vase tunicate)
Lineage: Eukaryota; Metazoa; Chordata; Ascidiacea; Phlebobranchia; Cionidae
Product: ankyrin repeat and BTB/POZ domain-containing protein 1
Cellular component (GO): cytoplasm; ubiquitin ligase complex
Molecular function (GO): protein binding
Source: RefSeq, a predicted model, not a curated record